AUGUAUCCUAUUGAUGAGUCGCCUGUGCAAGAGGGUUUGCAAUCUAGCUACUGGAAAAUCGAUUACGGCUCGCCAUUGAAUCCGUACGAAUUUCUAAAUUGUAUGGAUGUCAGCCAAGACUUGAUUGCCGUUGGAUCUUCUUCAAGCCACCAGAACGUCAAGAUGUUUAAGCUGGAUACCGAGAAGAACUUGCUUGGUUACUUGACCAGCUUUACCGCACCAAAUGUCUGCUCUAUAAAGUGGUUGCACAAUGUUCUUGACGAGACAAAUGAUUUAAAAUUGAUGAUUACUGGCCACACUAAUGGCAUUGCUAAUCUCUCUCUUAUUCCAAACGUAAGGUCUACUGACCUGACCCACGUUGACCUCAUCAAGCAGUUCAAUCACCGAAAGCAUACUUCACUAACCGACGUGGGAGACGAAUUUCAAAUUGAGAUAAGCCCGACUUCAUGGAAGUCUUGUCUGACCAAUUCUAUGAUGUCUAUCUACAAAGAGAAUAUUUUUUUCUGGGAUACUUCAAGGUCUUCGAGUCCUCUCUACAAGAAUAAAGCUCGAGGUAUAAAAUCCUUCGCAGCUAGCGAAAAUAACGACGGGUUGGUUGCCUUCGCAGGGUCCUUUGGUGUCAGGCUAUUCGAUAUGAGAUCUGCUACCCAAACAGAGCUCUGUACUUCGACGUAUCUCUCGUACAAGCGCAAUAAAACGCACCUCAUCGAAUGGUCUCCACAAAACCCAUAUCAACUAUGUGCUGCAGGGGAGGACAGCAGUAUCCAGCUGUGGGAUAUAAGAAAAGAGCAGCCACUUGCUACCAUGUAUGGCCAUUCAGGUGCCAUCACGGCCAUUGAAUGGGUCUCGAAAAACAGUAUCUUUACAGGAGCCAAGGACGGGCGUAUUGUCCAUUGGAAUAUGAAAGACGUCGUGUUUCGAGACAGUCCAGUCAAGUGUUCCCUUGGAGGAAAAGAUUACGAAAGCUAUCAGUGUGCUACAUCCAUUGAGUCUUCCAAAACUGGAAUUGUCAGCUUGAACUCGUCGAACGGAAAGCUUAUCAGUCUUGACGACACAACCAAUCCGAUGUGA
Ogataea polymorpha is the source of this 1071-nucleotide messenger RNA. RefSeq lists its product as uncharacterized. Gene Ontology annotation, cellular component: nucleolus. The transcript has 2 exons. The record is from RefSeq and is a predicted model, not a curated record. Gene Ontology annotation, biological process: ribosomal large subunit assembly. The coding region runs from base 1 to 1071 and encodes 356 amino acids. Gene Ontology annotation, molecular function: protein binding. Lineage: Eukaryota; Fungi; Ascomycota; Pichiomycetes; Pichiales; Pichiaceae.